Molecule: messenger RNA, 1897 nt
Organism: Hevea brasiliensis (rubber tree)
Lineage: Eukaryota; Viridiplantae; Streptophyta; Magnoliopsida; Malpighiales; Euphorbiaceae
Exons: 3
Coding region: 800-1468 (222 amino acids)
Source: RefSeq, a predicted model, not a curated record
GAAUUUCUUUUCAGUUCGAACUGAGAAAGAAAAAAAUGAAAUUAUUUCUUCUAAACCCUAGAAUCUUCGAUUUCCUUUGGAGAAAAGUUACAUUUUACAGGUUUUUCUUAUUAAUUUAAUUCUUUUUUUGUUUUUGCUAAUUUCGGUAUUAUUUGGGGGUUUUGUAUAUGGAGUGUGAUAGCUGUCAUAUGGGAAACUUGGUGAUGCCUACUUCGUUGUGAACUUGUAAAGUCACUUUUUGGAACUUGGGUUUUGUUGGAUUUGUGUUUGCUCUUUUUUCUUUUUUUCAUGCUAAUUGUCAAGCGAAAGACAAUGCCCCCUCUGCCUUCUGCAAACGUUUUGAGAGUUCAAUUUAUUUUGUUAACUCAAUGAUCAGAGAAUUGAUCUGGUCAAUGUACUGGUUGAUUUAUAAUUACAAAUAUGAGUUUGAUGAAGGUUCCUUAGGAACUUUCAUAUUGUUUAUUGUCACUAAUGUAUCUUUUGAUAAACUUGUUUACUUACUAUCAUGAUCGACUUGAAUUUAAGCAUAGGUGAUUAGUAAAAGAAGGACUGAAUUGCUUUAAAAAUGAAUCGUCAAAUAUGUUCCUUGUCGCUUUGUUGGAUUAGUUUUAUGGUUGAACUGAUUGAUUUGAGUUGUGGUUAAGCUCACUUCUUCCUAUUUAAGAUUCUUGCAGUUUGAAUGCAUAACCAUGUUCCUGAACAUUUAAUCUAUCUAAAUCUUGCUGAUUUAUUAAUUCAUCUGCCAUUGCUUUUUGUAUCCGGAUAACGAACAGGUACAAUUUCCAGGAUAAUCGCAAUUAUGGGUGAUUUUUCAAUUCAUAUUAGUGCUGACCUUGUUAAUAGACUUGUCAAUAAUGGUGAGAAGUUAAAGAGGAAACCAAAGAAAACUAAAGUUAAGAUACCCCAAGAAUCUGCCCAUCCCCAAGAUAAGGUGAAUGAAAAGCAACUUCAUGAUGAUCUUGAAACACACAAAGGGGUUCCUUCUCCAGCAUGGCCAGUACAACCUCCAUUGUUCUUGCCAGCAACCCCAUCUUCACAUUCUGCACGCACAGAGUUGGAUGCAAUUAGAUCUGUCCUUCAAGAAAGUGAAAGAGUUUUGGCAAAGUUGCAGAAGCAGGAAGAUGGCAUGCUGCAAGCAGUAACAGAAAGGGCCAAGGAUCUUCAUGAUAAGGAAUUUAAGCUUCCAUAUCAGAAGCCUAUGCCCUGUUUGGGUGAUUAUGAAGCUUGCCGGGCAUGCUACAAGGAGCAUGGUAAUGAUAUUUUGAAGUGUGCUCCUUUAACUAGGAGCUAUUAUGAUUGUGUUCACAGAGUUAAGCAGCAGAAGAUGUUAUAUUUGUGGAGAAGGGAGAAAUUGAACGAGAACCGUAAACUUUUGUUUCUUCUUGAGAUUUGGUUCAAGAAACUUCUUGUUCGUAAUUUGGAUGGGAGUAGAGCCACUGGGACCGGAAUAUUUUCCCAAUUACAUUGAAAAGGAGCUGAAUAGUUAUUUUGUUUCACUUCUCUUGAUGAUGGCUAGGUUGAAAUUGUCCAAUAAAAAACAUCCUGCGCAGCUAAGCAUUAUUUGGAGGGUGAGCACUUCAUAGAAAAGACGUGUGAACAAUCACAAAAAUAUUUAAAUUUGUCAACAAUUGUCGGCCUGAGUUUAUUCCUCUAAGCAGGGCCGGUAGCCACUGAGGGUGCGGAAAAUCGACUUUUGAUUUGAUGCGGAAGUGGAAGGCACUUGAGGAUUUGUGAGGCUCACAACUUCCUGUGAAUUCAUUCGAGUCAAGUGGAUAAGCAAGUGGCACACACUCUUUGCUUUAUUUUCUUUAUAUAUAUUUUUAAAAAAGAUAGUUGUAAUUUUUUUUUUAAAUUUUGUUAUUGAAUUAAUAUUAAUAAAGAGUUUUCAUAGAAAUAA